AUGUCCUACGUGCGCACGUCCAAAGAAGUCACGGCAUACGAUGAAUAUUACUCGAAGCCUAUCGAGGCCGAUGGUCAAGCAAUCACCGUAACGUUUACGACCACCUACGAUUUCGCCCGAUCCGUUGUUCCGCCCUGUUUUGAAAUCCCAAGCCCCCCAACUGGGUCUGCGUUUAUUUGCACAAACUCUGAGAGAAUCAGAGGAAUAUAUAUAGACGAAGACGAGCAGGCAGCCGCAAUCUCGCUGGACGUUCUGUUCCAAGGCAAACCAGGAUCGUACAGCCUCUCUGUGUUCGUGAACCGGGACAUGUCCAUGGCGACGGGUCGUGAGUCCUGGGGGAUGCCCAAGAAGCUGGGAGAGAUAUUCAUGAUGGGCAACGGGAAGAAGAUAUUUGGCGUUGGUCGCCGGAGGGGCGCCGAAAUGCGGAUCGAAACUGCUACCAGUCCUCCGUCUCCGGCUCGGCCUGGAACAAGGAGUACCGGAGUCUUUUAUGAAAUCAAAACGGGCUUGGGGGGUGGAGGAGGACCUCAACAUCCGGCGAUUCUGGUGGAGUUCGAGACCACUCAGGUGUUCACUCACUUGCAGGACGGUGACUUGAAAGAAACCCAGCUUACUCUCAGCGGAACUCCAGAUGAUCCCUUGGACACAAUUCCCAUUCAGAAACUGGAUUCAGCUAGUUACUCUGGAUAUGAAUCUUCAACCAGACUAGUGCGGGAGGUUGAGCUUGAUAGAGACUUUGAUUUCCGUCCUUAUGUGUAUGGCAAGUUUUAUGACCAUUGGCCGGGUACAUGCGAAAGGAAGAAAGAGUCGUCUUCUUAA
Molecule: messenger RNA, 819 nt
Organism: Aspergillus versicolor CBS 583.65
Lineage: Eukaryota; Fungi; Ascomycota; Eurotiomycetes; Eurotiales; Aspergillaceae
Product: acetoacetate decarboxylase family protein
Exons: 1
Coding region: 1-819 (272 amino acids)
Molecular function (GO): lyase activity
Source: RefSeq, a predicted model, not a curated record